CCUUCCCCCACCCACCGCAAGAAAGUAUGGAACUAGGGAUAUGGAUUGUUUGGUUGGUUAGAGCCCCUUGGAUUGCUGCCAUACUUCUUAUGGUGAUUGCUUCCAUACCAAGUUCCAAGCUGAGAUUGUUUCAUGAACUCGUUUGGAGUAUCACUGGUAGAGGAAAGAUUCUUCCUCCCUCGUCUUCUCAGAAAUGGACUGUUCCUCAGAAAUACUUUGCUCACUUCUAUGUCUUCGGAGUGGCAUGGACAACUCUCUUGCUAGCCAUCACUUGGAUGCAUGCUUUCAAAAUGGCGCCUUUAUCGUCUGAGGAGUUCAUGUUUUCAAGAUACUUAACCGGAGGUUAUCAUGUUGAGAGUCAGUUUAAAGUGCGGAGAGCAGUGUUUCUACUUCUUUUGAUGGAAAUACAAGUUCUGAGACGCCUUAUAGAGUCAUUCUAUGUGUUCAAGUAUAGCCCUUCUGCUCGGAUGAACAUUCUUCCUUAUCUCGGCGGAUUAUAUUACUAUGCAGCAGCGCCUUUAUCACUCUGCGUCAAUCUAGUGGCUGGGUUCAUUUCUAAAGGGAAAGACCAUAUCUCAUCCUCUGAGUUUGAUUUAUUAUCAUUUCUAAGCCCUCUGAUGAAUCUUGGAUGGUGCCAGUUGAUUGGUGGAGCCAUUUUUCUCUGGGGAUGGUUACAUCAGCGGCGCUGCCAUGCAAUUCUCGGAUCUCUCCGGAAAAGUCCUAGCCAAGCGAAAGAGUACAUAAUACCACACGGAGACUGGUUUGAUAUUGUCUCUAGUCCACAUUACUUGGCAGAAAUCGUUUUAUACGUGGGUUUGCUGAUUGCGAGUGGAGGAACAGAUAUAACUGUCUGGUUACUCUUUGGUUCCGUGGUUGGGAAUCUAUCAUUAUCGGCUGGAGAAACUCACAGGUGGUAUCUCCUCAAGUUUGAGCAUUACCCGGCAAACAGAAAUGCCAUUUUCCCUUAUGUUUACUAAAUUGUUAAGAGAGAGAGAGAGCACAA
Messenger RNA from Brassica oleracea var. oleracea, 1003 nucleotides. RefSeq names its product polyprenol reductase 2-like. Gene Ontology annotation, cellular component: endoplasmic reticulum. Bases 27 to 977 code for a protein of 316 amino acids. Gene Ontology annotation, biological process: dolichol-linked oligosaccharide biosynthetic process; polyprenol catabolic process. The transcript is spliced from 6 exons. The record is from RefSeq and is a predicted model, not a curated record. NCBI's taxonomy places the organism in Eukaryota, Viridiplantae, Streptophyta, Magnoliopsida, Brassicales, Brassicaceae. Gene Ontology annotation, molecular function: 3-oxo-5-alpha-steroid 4-dehydrogenase activity.